This is a messenger RNA of Helobdella robusta, 1428 nucleotides long. RefSeq lists its product as hypothetical. The record is from RefSeq and is a predicted model, not a curated record. The coding region runs from base 1 to 1428 and encodes 475 amino acids. Gene Ontology annotation, cellular component: plasma membrane. Gene Ontology annotation, biological process: zinc ion transmembrane transport. Gene Ontology annotation, molecular function: zinc ion transmembrane transporter activity. The transcript has 2 exons. NCBI's taxonomy places the organism in Eukaryota, Metazoa, Annelida, Clitellata, Rhynchobdellida, Glossiphoniidae.
AUGAAAGAGACAUGGAAAGAGAAACUGGUUGCAAGUGUGUUUAUGUUUAUCUUAACUUUUAUAUCUACCGCUCUGCCAAUAAAGUUUAUUGACAACAAAGCACUGAUUGCUCUUAAACAAAGAUCCCCAGAAUCAAGCAUUCGAUUAAAACGUGUUCUUAGACAUCUUAAUUGGUUUGCUGCUGGAGUGUUUCUUGCUACUACCAUUGUUCACAUGCUGCCAGAGGUUAGAGGAGGGUUUAUCAAUAUCUCUACUCAACUGAAAAAGGACUUUGAAAUCAAUUGUAAUGAGUCCAACUUGACCAGUUCUCAACGAAAAAGCCACAUUAUAUUAUUUUUUUUGGAUGACUUUCCACUUGCAGAAGUUAUCAUGUGCCUCGGUUUCUUCAUCAUCAUGUUUCUAGAAAUUUUUUUGCACAAAAUUUCUAAUAUCUGUCAAAGCAAAAACAAUGACACCUUUAGAAGAAAAUUUAAUAGAAAAUUCUAUGAUGCAUUACGUAACAAGGAUUUUGAUGAACCAUGUAGUGAAAUCAGUUGUGAAAAUAAUUCUGUUAAUAAUCCCGAAAAUAGUGUAGAUUGUUCAAGUGAAUUAAAUUAUGAAACUUCAUCACUUUCUGUUACAAAAAACAAAUCAAUUACCAUGAUAGGAAAAAACUCUAAAUAUGACAUCGAACCAUAUCAUUUGAAUGCAAAUACAUUUGCUCCUGAUACCAAAUGUGACAAAGACAAUAUUAGAGAACAGGUCAAAUCAACAAAACAUCGCCUGCCAUUUUACAGGAAUGGAAACUCAAAUAAAGAAAUUUUAACAAAUUCUACCAGUUCAACAUUUGGAGCAAUAGUUUUUUUAUUGGCGUUGAUAAUUCAUUCAGUCAUUGAAGGAUUUGCACUGGGUCUAGUCAACACGUCUUUACAACUGUGGACAUUAUUUACCGCAAUUAUUAUUCACAAAACUGUAGUCGCCACCACAUGUGGAAUUCGAUUGGCUGAAAACUUUUCAACUGCUGUACAAAAAAAUUUGAAUGUUUUCUAUAGAAAAAAUGUCGACGAUAGUGAUUCAGAUACUGGACAAAUAGAAACAAAUGUAAAUAAUGAUGACCAAACCGACAUUAACCCAAAUGAUUUUAGGGGAGUAUCACAAUGUAAGACAUCUCACAAAGCUUACACAAGUGCAUUUAUAUUCAGUUUAUCUUCGCCAUUUGGUAUUCUUCUUGGUAUUCUUAUCAGCUUGUUUCAGCAUUCAAAUAGCCGUUCAAAUUCUUUGUUUGCUGUUAUCCUUCAAGGUUUGGCUACAGGAACAUUCCUUUUUGUUAGUUUAUUUGAAGUCAUUUUUCCUCAGUUAACUCAGGCUCACAUGGAACUGUUCGAUUCAUUAUUAUGCUUCUUUGGGUUUUUUUUGCUAGUUUUGUUAAGGUUGUUUUUUAAAGAUUGA